AUGUGGUCCCUGCUUGAGAAUGUCUCUGAAAAACGUGUCGGCGUUGAAAACUUCAACUCCGACGCAAGGGAUGUUCUGCAAGCGAGGGUCACCGGAGGUUUUGAUCAGGUAUCCUGUCAGGCUCUGGUGGAGAGUAAGGGAUUCGCCGUGCUAUUCCCUAGCGACAAUGGCUCAGGGGACUGA
Molecule: messenger RNA, 183 nt
Organism: Fusarium odoratissimum NRRL 54006
Lineage: Eukaryota; Fungi; Ascomycota; Sordariomycetes; Hypocreales; Nectriaceae
Exons: 2
Coding region: 1-183 (60 amino acids)
Source: RefSeq, a predicted model, not a curated record